AUGGAUAUGCAAGGUAAUUACUUCAGCUUGACUCUUCUGUUGUUCCGUGUUGGGAACCAAAAGUUAAGAGAGUAUUUCAAGACACAGUGGCCAAUAGUAUACCAGCGUGUUAGACCUGGUACAGUACCACCCCCUUGGCAAGACACACCACAUGAUGCAGCAGAAAUGAAAAAAAUACAACCAUCCAAACUGAAAUUCAAGUUCAAAGAUGAAGAAACAAAGUUUAACUCAGGAAACACAAAUGACUGGGACUUCUCACUUCUCACCUCAGUACUGCGAUAUUCAUCUUUGCAAUUUGUGCUGCCUUCCAGUCCUGAAAGUAAAGCGUUAGAUGAUCUUAAAAAAAUCCGUAACGAACUAAUAGGACAUGCUACUGAUGCAACAAUACCUAAUGCAUUAUUCCAUACAGCAUGGACAGACGCCUGCAAUGCAUUAGCACUAUUCAAUGCAUCUGCUACUGACUUCAAGUGUGUACAAGAUGAUGUGAAUAAACCAUGGAAUGUGUUGUACCCAAUGCUGAAACAGUGUGUUGAACAAGAGAAAGAAAUAAAAGAUUCUGUUGACACAGGUGAGUUAACACCAUGUUAAGCUUUCUUAAAGAUCUUG
Molecule: messenger RNA, 606 nt
Organism: Actinia tenebrosa (Australian red waratah sea anemone)
Lineage: Eukaryota; Metazoa; Cnidaria; Anthozoa; Actiniaria; Actiniidae
Cellular component (GO): cytoplasm
Molecular function (GO): protein binding
Source: RefSeq, a predicted model, not a curated record